AUGUCAAAAAUAAUGAGACGAAAUACAUACGAAAAUACUUCAUACGAAUUUAACAACUCAAGGGAAGUCAAUUAUAAAAAAAAAAUCCUCGAACGCAGCAUCGGUAAUAUUUAUCCGGGAGUAGAAUUUAAUUUUUACAUGGAUCCGGAAGCUGCAUUUAUCGUUUUUAAAGAAGCGGAAAGAGUUAAUAAAAUAAUUAAUUUGGUCACGUGGGAAACCGUUUUCAAAAGGACCAACAUAAGCACGGAAUGGAGGAAAAACGUAUUGGGAAUGAUAUCGACACCCAUGAUCGAUUUAAUAAACAAAGCAGAAAGUAAGCAUUUAAUUUAUGAAAAAUGGUCGUCGGCCGAUUGCAUUCUAUCAUCCGUCGUUAUAGAUUCUAAAUUAAUCAAAUCCGAAGUUUACGAUCAUUUGGAUGUGGAAACGUGUGGAAAUCACGCGAGAGGUUCGAUAUUUUUAAAUCACGAUUUUAUUAAAAAUUUAACGUCUAACUGCAAAGGUUUCGAAGAGGAAAUGGAUAUUGUUUGUAUAAAACAAAAGAGAAAAUAUAAAAGGUGA
This is a messenger RNA of Pediculus humanus corporis (human body louse), 558 nucleotides long. RefSeq lists its product as uncharacterized. The coding region runs from base 1 to 558 and encodes 185 amino acids. Gene Ontology annotation, molecular function: hydrolase activity, hydrolyzing N-glycosyl compounds. The transcript is spliced from 5 exons. The record is from RefSeq and is a predicted model, not a curated record. NCBI's taxonomy places the organism in Eukaryota, Metazoa, Arthropoda, Insecta, Psocodea, Pediculidae.